This is a messenger RNA of Serpula lacrymans var. lacrymans S7.9, 395 nucleotides long. RefSeq lists its product as uncharacterized. The coding region runs from base 48 to 317 and encodes 89 amino acids. NCBI's taxonomy places the organism in Eukaryota, Fungi, Basidiomycota, Agaricomycetes, Boletales, Serpulaceae. The transcript has a single exon. The record is from RefSeq and is a predicted model, not a curated record.
UUCGUGAUUUCGAUUGCUCUUGCCUUCUCGCAGAAUCAGCAACCACCAUGAUCACGUCAACGCGUAAAGAGGUUGGUAAACGUUCUUUGAUUUCGAACACCAGAGUACCGGAGGAAGCACUGGAGGCAAACUUGUGGGGCGGAAGCUGGGUGGUGGCAUCUCGGCAACAUUCAUAUCUGGUCCCGAAGGGCCUAGUCCCCCGUAGGCAGUGCAAAAGCUCCCAAGGAAAACAGUUGUUCCAUGUUGGCUCUGUCUCAACAACACGAAGGGCUAGGUUUCGACGGCGAGGUCAAAUUUCGGUAAUGUCUGCGUACUAAUUGCAGUUUGUUCGAGGUGCAAGCAAUCUUCUUGGGACUAAUGCGAACUUUCAUAUCUCCCUCCCCGAACGUCCCAUU